UCAGUUUUGGAGCAUACUACAGUAAACAUGCGCUGUGGUUUAUACGGCUCCCAUGUUGCUCUUUGUUAAGGUGUUUGUGAUCAUAUUAUUCCGCAGAAAGGAACAUUAACCAUUCCUACAUUUUCAGUCAUCAUGAUUCUGAUAACAUUCCAGUUUCUCGCAGCCUUGUUAGUAAUCUCGUCAGCAGAACGAUCAACUGAUGACAACGCUGUAGUCUCGAGAAGCAAACGUCAGUGUCGCACGUGCUUGGUCGGAAACCAGGUGCGCGAAGGAAAUCGUGAGUUCAGCUACACGAAGGAAUGCUUCAAAUACAAUUGCUUCUGCAAAUGUGACGGUUCCUGGAACUGUCCCGAAGAAAGGUCAGAGAACAUUUGCAACACCAACCCCCGAACCGGCUGUAGUUAUUGCACGGUAGAUGGCAGCCGGUACGAGGGGAACUCUCGCUUUAAACACGUGAACGGUUGUCUGGAGUUUGAUUGCAUGUGCAACUGCGAUGGUAGCUGGAAUUGCCCAGCUGAGCGCACGCGGGACACAUGCAGGAUAGACCCUAAGACCGGAUGCUCCUUUUGCGAAGUUGGCGAUAAACGUUACACAGGUAACGACUAUUUCAAGUACGUGAACGGCUGUAUCGAGUACAACUGCGUCUGCAACUGCGACGGUUCCUGGAACUGUCCCGGUGAGCGCGCGAAAGAUUUGUGUCGUCAGAAUCGCACAACCGGUUGUUAUUACUGCGAGAUCGACGACUACAUUUACCAGGGCGGCUCGCGCUUUGAUCUUGUUCGUGAAUGUUUUAAAUACCCCGCAUGUAACUGUGCAUGCGAUGGCGGCUGGACGUGCGCGCACACGCGCGGGAUCAGCGCCUGCAAUGAGCGCGGGAUCGAGAUAUCCGAGUGCACCUCUUGUCGCUUAGGUGGAAAGGCGUACCGCGGGAAUUCCAUGUUUUAUUACGACCGUGGAUGCAUUAGGUACAUAUGUACUUGCUCGUGUGAUGGUACACUCUUUUGCCCCUCACAGGACGUUCGCCAAAUGUGUUUAAGCGACGAUUUCAGAAGCGGCAGCGUGAUUGAGAGUCUUUACGCGCAGGGAUCCGGAACCGGCAGUAGCUCAACAAGGCGCCAGACGCAAGGCUGCUCCCGAUGUUCGUCCGACGGAGUCACAUACGAACCGAACUCGUCGUUUCAAAAGAAGGAAGGCUGUAAUCUCUUCGUCUGCAACUGCCGCUGCGACGGAACAGUGAACUGCCCAAGUGAUCAAGUCAUCAACACCUGUGUGGGUGCGCAACGGCAGACCGCGGGCGUUACUGGGACUGUCGGUGGCCAAGGAAUAGCUGCGGGCACAGGUCAGACGUCCGCAACGGGAAUUUAUACAGACAGUGGCAGAACAAGCGGCGUCGGUAGGACGCUAGUCGGAUCGCGUUUACCGGGUAUCAGUAGCGGUUCCGCUGACGACGUCGGCAUCACUGGCGUCGGCACUUGCCGCCAGUGUAAACAUAAGGACCUGACGUUUGAAGGCGGCCGAAAAGUCUCGUUCGAACUCGGCUGCUUCCAGUACAACUGCGAGUGCCGCUGCAACGGAGACCUGGUCUGCCCAUCCGACAAGUCCCGCUACAUUUGUCCGGGGCCACUCGAGUGUAUCGUAUGCAAACCGAAUCUGGUUCCAGGCCUUGUCGUGCAACCGAACACGACCUUCACUCUGACGGCGGGUUGCGCUUAUUAUAACUCGUGCAGGUGCAACUGUGAUGGCGGAUGGACGUGCGGGGAAGGAAUUUACACGUGCGAAAUUCAACAAGGAUGUGAAGUAGCCGGUAAAAGGUAUGCAAGUGGGUCAAGAUUCAAUUACACGAACGGAUGUGAUCUGCUCUUGGACUGCGCGUGUCAUCAAAACGGAAGUUGGUUCUGCGAGGGAGGACGCAAUAAGACCAUCGAUCUGUGCGGUGGGUGCCGGAAGUGCAAGAUUGGCGACCGGUUUUACAAUGGGGGCACAGCCCCAUUUUCAGCCGAGGUGGGUUGCACGCGCUAUCAGCAGUGCACCUGUAACUGUAACGGUGCGUAUUCGUGCACGGGCGGGAUUUACACGUGCACACGUGGAGACCAGCCGCCUGACCAGACCUGCGAGGACUGUGUUCACGACGGCCGAACAUACCGGAACGAACAGAGCUUUGAUUACCGCACGAAAUGCCAAGACUAUCGCUCGUGCCAAUGCAAAUGCGGUAAGACCACGUGUCGCUCUGUCACGGACACAUGCGGAGAUUGUCGAUCUUGUCACGUGAACAACGUGGAGUAUCCGGGCGGGUCAAAGUUCAAUCUCCGGGUCGGCUGUACAUCGUACACGGACUGCGACUGUUCCUGCGACAGCACGUGGAAAUGCUCUGGAAAGAGCGCCGUGGACACGUGCAACACGUGCCGAAAGUGCGAAGCGGAAGGCCGGACGUACGACCCCUAUUCGAAGUUCACGUUGGACAAAAAUGAUUUCCGGUAUCAGUGUUUCUGCCUCUGCAACGGGACCGCUUAUUGCCCGGCCGCCAUUGUGGUGAAUACGAAGUCGGUGCAACAGCCGUGCUCGCAAUGUACAGUCGCUGAGAACGGCGGGCGUGUUGUCCGCGGGAAUUCGCAUUUCGAUUUCCAACUGAACGGCAUGGGCAUGUACUGCCGCUGUAAUUGUGACGGAAGCUACGUAUGCAUCGGGGAGUGGUACUUUAUCCGCGAGGAUACCAGUAUUUCCGGUUCUGGUGUCGGCAGUGGUAUAAUUUCGGGUGGUUGCUUUCAGUGUGACAUGAACGGGCGUACGUACGCUGGCGACACGCGCUAUGUCAUUAGCAGGAAUGGGAUCACCCUAAACUGCGAAUGUUUCUGCAACGGUGGCUAUUACUGCUACGGAGAAAAACAAUUUGAGAAUCUGAGCUGCAGAAGCUGCUCCGUGUACGGACGGCGCUACGAAGGGGAAUCCCGAUUUUCUCUUGUCUACAGCGGCUUGAAACUCUCGUGCCAAUGCUCAUGCGAUUCUAGCUAUAUUUGUUACGGAGCAGACUCAACGAUCGUCAUCACGUGCCCGACCGGAAGUGGAUGCCUUCCGACGACUUGUAACCAGUGCAUAGUGGACGGCGCGCGUUUUAAUGGCGGUGACGAAUUCGGAACGGUGUACAAGAGUCAGAACUUGCGCUGCUUGUGCGGAUGCGACGGCUCUUAUUACUGCGAAGGGGACGGAGGACUGCUCAUUUCUUGCGGCGUAAACGGUCGCUGCGUCGAGAUCGGCUGCGGUUCGUGCUCAGCGUUUGGAACUACCUACCCCGGCGAGCGCCCCUUUGAGGUGUACGCGCUCGGUAUGAAGCUCACCUGCAAUUGCGAAUGCGGCGGAAGUUACGAAUGUUAUGGCUACGACGAGGAGAUUAUGGUGCGCUGCAGGCCGGACGGAACCGGAUGUCUUCCUAGCACUUGCGCGCCAUGCCUAGUGGGGCGGAACCGAUACGCAGGCUUGGCCCAGUUCCGUCAUAAUUGGAAUGGGCUCGAUAUGAUGUGCACGUGCGCUUGUGAUGGGUCCUACUAUUGCACGGGUAUCUCGGAAGUGGUGGAGGUUUCCUGCGUUAACGGGCAGUGUCGCCGGCUCGGCUGCGGCCUGUGUAGAGUUUACGGCGAGGUGCACGAGGGAGACUCGAGCUUUCCGCUUAUCUACGGUGGCAUGAAGCUGCAGUGCCAGUGCUCAUGCGACAGCGGAUACGUGUGCCGCGGCGUCACCAAUGAAAUCGUGGUUCAGUGCGUAGGCGGAAGAGGGACCGGAUGCCUCGUCGGUCGAUGCCUUACAUGUUCCGUCGAUGGUCGAGAGUUCGCGGCGAUGUCGCAGUUUCGGUCUAGGUACCAAGGGAUUGAUAUCCAAUGCACAUGCGGGUGUGACGGAAAUAGCUACUGCGUUGGCGUCACCACCAGUAUCGAGGUGUCUUGCCGUGGCGGAUCGUGCGUGAGAAUCGGAUGCAAGGAUUGUUCAAUAUUUGGGAGACCUUAUCUUGGCGGCGCUAUGUUCGAUAUCAUAUAUGGUGGCAACAAAAUCACGUGCGACUGUGACUGCGAUGGUGGAUACGUGUGCAAAAGCGAAACUGGGGUCGUAAUCGUCCGCUGCGUUGGCGGCAUCGGAAGCGGCUGCCUGACCGAGAGUUGCAAUCAGUGCGUCGCAAAUAAUAGGCGAUACGAUGGAGGUCAAAUGUUCCGCAUGGACUAUAAGGGAAUCGCCGUUGAAUGCACAUGCUCGUGCGAUGGGUCUUAUUACUGCACGGGAAUUACAGAGAUUAUCGAGAUAUCAUGCGGCGUUAACGGCGUUUGCCAACCGAAAGGAUGUAAAACGUGCUCAUUGUUCGGACGAGAUUACGAGGGCGCCAGCCAAUUCCAACUCGUCUAUUCCGGCCUUGUGUUAGACUGCGAAUGCGGAUGUAACGGGGAUUAUACUUGCUACGGUGAGGGCCGAACUACGAUCUUUCAAUGCCGUGGCGGAAUCGGAAAUUGUAUGACGCGGCAGUGCCAAAGCUGCCAGCUGGACAACGGCCAAACGAUCCCCGCCUUUUCCGAGGCCACCCUUCGUUACAACAACUACGAUGUGCGGUGCCAAUGCGGCUGCGACGGGUCCGUAUACUGUAAAGGCGUCAACACGGGCCUUAUCCUGACUUGCAUCGGAGGAAAAUGUAUCCCAAUCGGCUGCUCCCCGUGCAUGAUAUACGGUCAAAGGUUCGAGUCGUUUUCAAUCGUGGAUGUCGUGACUGCCGGCUACAGUGUGCGGUGCCAGUGUGGCUGCAGUGGUGGAUACACGUGCAGCGGAUCCGGGUAUGAAAUCCGAUGUGUGAACGGAACCGGAAGUGGCUGUCUCGUUGACACCUGCCGUACGUGCUCGCUGAAUGGGCAGACGGUUGCGGGAAAGUCGGUGUUUAAGUACCGCUACAACGGCAUUGAUAUGUCCUGUACGUGUGGGUGCGACGGGUCUGUUUUCUGUAAAGGUGUUACGGAAAUAAUUGAGAUUCGGUGCAUCGACGGGAAGUGUUAUCCCUUGAACUGUAGAACUUGCACGAUUUUUGGUCAGGAGCGCGCGCCGUUUUCGCGGACAAAAUACGUUGUACAGGGAUUGGAAGUUGAAUGCGCGUGCGAUUGCGAUGGCGGAUACCAGUGCUUUGCUCAGGGAAAGCCGGUGCAGAAAUGCGAAUACGGACGCACGUGCUAUACAAAUACGUGCCGGGAUUGCGUCGUCGAUGGCGUCAGACGCAAGUUCGAAGAGAGCUUCCCGUACCGCUACAAGAACAAGAUCGACAUGACGUGUCGCUGCGGAUGUGACGGAACAUCUUACUGCGAGGGUGUCGAGGAAGUGAUUUACGUUUCGUGCAUUGGAGACACGUGCGGGCAAAUUAACUGCGGAACUUGCAGCAUCUUCGGACGCGACUACCCGGGCGAUUCGGAGUUCGACAUCGUUUACAAGGGGGUCACAGUGCGUUGCGGCUGCAACUGUGACACGAGCUACAGGUGUAAGGGGCAUUCGGAGGAGUUUGAAUGCGCAGCGGGGAAGCGGGGAGGUUGUCUACCGCAGCGCUGCCGAGUUUGCCGCGUCAACGGAAACAGUUAUGAAGGUAUGUCGUCGUUCAAGUACAACUAUCAAGGCGUGGACAUGAAUUGCGUUUGCGGUUGCGAUGGGACCUACGCGUGUAAAGGCGUGAACGUGGUGAUUGUGAUCGCGUGCCAGCGUCGCGAAGGCUGCAGGAUAAUCAGCGGUUGCCGCGACUGCGAUAUAUAUGGCGUGCGCGUUCCCGGAAACGGGAAAGGCCAGUUCCUUUACGACGGAUACGAGAUGGAUUGUCAGUGCAAGUGCGAUUCCAGCUACAGAUGCCUGGGAACUAAGAACGAGACCAUAGUAGACUGUGGCCCUGGAAGGAGCUGCUUAACGUCGUGUGGGAGUUGCCGAAUUGACGGGCGCGAUUACCGGGGAAACACGCAGUUCGACGCAGUGAUUAAAGAGAAGAACAUGCUUUGCCAGUGCGGUUGCGAUGGGUCGUAUCACUGCACUUAUAAGAAUGACGGCUCGGAAUACAUUUGCGACAAACGAGGCACUUGCACUUGGAAAGGAUGCUCAACGUGCGUAUCGGACGGUCGCCGUUUUGAAGCGUUUGACAAAUUCGAGAAAUUGUACGACGGUAUUCGCGUAAGCUGCGGUUGCAACUGCGACGGAAGUUACCGCUGCACUGGAAUUAACGUCACCAUAACCAUUGUCUGCACUGGAGAAGUUUGCCGCACGGAAGGCUGCAGGUCGUGUACCAAUAACGGGCGUCAUUAUAACAACGGCGAGGUAUACGAGGAAGCCGCCGAUGGCUCGUAUAGGAAGCGAUGUCGGUGUCAGUGCGACGGAAGCGUAACGUGUGAAAACAUUGUUCAACCUCAGUGCACGAACUGCGUCAUUGAUGGGAAAACGUACAAGGGUCACUCUCAACAUCGCGUCUACCGCAACGAGGUGUCAUUCAUCUGUGCCUGCCAAUGCAAUGGGCAACACACGUGCGCGCCGGAAGAAGUCCGUAAGUGCCCACAAUGUUUGAUCGGUAAUACAAGGUACGAUGGGAACACCCGGUUCCAAGCUGUGCUCGAAGGCAGCCGAAUGGAUUGCUCGUGCGAUUGUGAAGGAAGGUUCAUUUGCACGGGCGAUGGCCGGCAGUGUACUUCUGAGGCCGGAUGUGUAACUGUGUGCAAACAGUGCACAAUUGACGGCCAAGUUUUCCGCGGAGGAGCGACGGCGUCCCCACUGCGCGUGUUCGGCGAUGACAUGACCUGUACGUGCGGUUGUGAUGGGGCAUAUGAGUGCAGAAGUCCGAAGAAGGUAUGCACGCUUGCAAGUGGUUGCGUCAGCACAUGUCAGGAAUGUGUCAUCGGAGGUAGAAGAUAUGAGGGAAAUACCCGUUUCCAGGCUGUACUUGAAAGAAGCCAAAUGGAAUGCUCCUGCGAUUGCGAGGGAAGGUUCGCUUGCACCGGUGACGGCCGGAGUUGUACUUCCGAAACCGGAUGUGUUAGUGUAUGCAAACAGUGCACAAUCGACGGCCAGUCGUUCCGCGGAGGUGCCGCAGCUUUCGCUGCACGCGUGUUUGGCGAUAACAUGACCUGCACUUGCGGUUGCGACGGGGUAUAUGAGUGCAGAAGUCCGAAGAAGGUAUGCACGCUUGCACGUGGUUGCGUCAGCACAUGUCAGGAAUGUGUCAUCGGGGGAAGAAGAUACGAGGGAAAUACCCGGUUCCAAGCUGUACUUGAAAGAAGCCAAAUGGAAUGCUCCUGCGAUUGCGUGGGAAGGUUCGUUUGCACCGGCGACGGCCGGAGUUGUACCUCCGAAACCGGAUGUGUUAGUGUAUGCAAACAGUGCAAAAUCGACGGCCAGUCGUUCCGCGGAGGUGCCGCAGCUUUCGCUGCACGCGUGUUUGGCGAUAACAUGACCUGCACUUGCGGUUGCGACGGGGUAUAUGAGUGCAGAAGUCCGACGAAGGUAUGCACGCUUGCACGUGGUUGCGUCAGCACAUGUCAGGAAUGUGUCAUCGGAGGAAGAAGAUACGAGGGAAAUACCCGGUUCCAAGCUGUACUUGAAAGAAGCCGAAUGGAAUGCUCAUGUGAGUGUGAUGGCAGGUUCGUUUGCACCGGCGACGGCCGACGAUGUACCUCAGAAACCGGAUGUGUAACUGAAUGCAAGCAGUGCACAAUUGACGGCCAAGUGUUUCGCGGAGCAGCAACGGCCUUUGCCGCGCGCGUAUUCGGUGAAGACAUGACCUGUACAUGCGCUUGCGAUGGCGUGUACGAGUGCAGAAGUUUAACAAGGGUAUGUACGCUUGCACGUGGCUGUGUGACCACGUGUCAGGAGUGUGCUAUAGGCGGAAGACGUUAUCCGGGCGGCAGCACCGCAUUUGAUGCGGUAAUCGACGGAACUACCAUGCGAUGCAGCUGCGAUUGCAAUGGGGGUUACGACUGCAGGAGUCCUAACCGGCGCUGCACUCCGACCGCAUGCGUUGACAUCUGCUUCGCGUGUAGCAUAGCUGGUCGCGAGUACGAAAGCGGUACGACGUUUGACGCUACGUUGGAUGCCACACAAAUGCGUUGCACUUGCGACUGCCAGGGUAAUUACGAAUGUAGAGGCUCUAACAAGCUAUGUACUCCGUCAGGAUGCGUAAGCACGUGCCAAUCGUGCACUAUCGGCGGGAGACAAUACUCUGGCGGAACCACCUUCGAUGCUGAUUUUGAUGGAACGAGAAUGCGAUGCAGCUGUGAUUGUCUUGGAAGUUAUGAAUGUACGGGUGGUGACGGGCGCAUCUGUACGACUCUUCGAGGUUGUUACAGGGAAUGUCGGGAAUGUGUCAUUAAUGGGCGGAGAUACAAUAGACCAGACGUCGAAUUCCAAGCGGAUGUUGGCGGCGUGCGGAUGACCUGUCGCUGCGAUUGCGUUGGGGGCUACAGAUGCGUAAGUGAAGGCAGAGUGUGCACUGAUCUCUCUGGUUGUACGGAAACAUGCCCUGGUUGCGUGAUCGAGGGACGCCGCUACGCUGGUAAUACGCAAUUUGAGAUCUUCCACAGCUCGUACGGAAUAAAUAUGCAAUGCGCGUGUGAAUGCGGUGGUAGCUAUAAGUGCAAUGGCACUAAACAGACGCAGAAAUGUUUUGGCGACGGGUGUCCGGUCAAUGGCUGCAAUGAAUGCGAGAUUGACGGACGACGCUACGCAGGAAACUCGCGUUUUGAAGCCAUGAUUGAUAAUGUUCGCAUGCAAUGCACGUGCUCUUGUAGCGGAAAUUACCGAUGUGAAGGGAACGUCACCGAUACGAAGUGCUACGGCACUGGGUGCAGCGAAGUAACAGGCCCGUGUGGACAAUGCAACGUGCGCGGUAAAUGGUACGCCGGAAAUACGCAGUUUGCUGUGCUGAACGACGAUGGCAUAGUAAUGGAAUGCACAUGCGAAUGUAAUGGACGGCAUACGUGCGUUGGCAAGCGUUCGAUAACUGUGUGCGACGAAAGUGGCUGUAAAAAUACGGGCGAAAGCUGCCUGUCGUGCAUCGUGGAUGAUCGCGAAGUACCUGGUAAUACACGCUUCCAGCGGACGGAGCGCGGAAUCGACAUGGACUGCGUUUGUAAAUGCACAGGGGAGUAUAAGUGCGAGGGACGGCGGGUCAUUUGCGAAGGGCCGAACUGCGGCACUUCCGGUUGCAAACGUUGCGUAAUCGACGGAGUCCCUUACACGGGAAACACUCGGUUUAACUACAAGAAGGGAAACGCGGAACACCUGUGUACGUGUUUCUGCGAUGGGACUCACAGCUGUACUGGAUCCGGAUUUGAGAUCUCCUGCCUCGGUGGCGAAUGUGCUGCCGACAAAUGCAGGAACUGCGUCCUGGACAACACGGAGUACCAGCUAGACUCCCGCUUCCGGCUUCAGAAGGAGGGCCUGACGAUGAGUUGCGUUUGCGAAUGCGACGGCGCAUAUCGAUGCUUCAGUAUUUCCGGAACCUGUUUAGGAAAGGAGUGCGACAGCUACGGCUGCAAAUCGUGCUCGGUCGACGGCCGCUCAUACGCCGCCAAUUCGGAAUUUGAGCUAAAUGGAAAAAUGGUGUGCACCUGCGCUUGCGACGGCCAGUACAACUGCCGCUCCAAGCAUUUCGCCGUCACAUGCACUGGCUCCGAUUGCGGAACGCAGGGCAGCAGCUGCAAACGAUGCAACGUCGAUGGCGACAUUUACGAAGGAAACUCCCGUUUCCAGAUCACCAAGUACGGACUGUUCAUGCAGUGCGCGUGUAACUGCGAUUCCACGUAUACUUGCCGCGGCUAUCAGAUAAUUUCAACCGGCGAGCGACCGGAAGAGGUUGGCUGCAGAUCAUGCGAGGUAGGAGACCGGAGAAUCAACGGAAACACCCGAUUCCAGAUGAUGGUCGACGGUGAGCGACAGGUAUGCUCUUGCAACUGCAAUGGGGAACACUCGUGUAGUACACCGACGUCGGAAUGUCGCAAUUGCUUUAUUGACGGACGGGAGUACACUAGCAACCAGGAUUUCACGUUAACGCGAAACGGAAAUAACAUCCGAUGCACGUGCCAAUGUAAUGGAGAUUUUGUCUGCGUCGGUCGGCGCAUCGAUAAUACAGUCUUUGACGGAUGUAGCACGUGCUCAAUAUUUGGGGUCACUUAUAAAGGGGACACCCGCUUCACGACUGACGUUGGUGGGGUACGAAUGUUGUGCGAAUGUCAGUGCAGCGGCGAAUACAAGUGCCGCGGCUACCGGACCGUCACCAACGUUCUUCUUCCGGCUGAAGUGAAGCCGACGGACACAUGCACGCCGUGCUACGUUGCCGGUCAGGAGCGGCCCGGAAACUCCCGUUUCCAGAUCCAGCGUUCGUGUUACUCAAUUGACUGUAUUUGUGGAUGUGAUGGAAACUGGGAUUGUCCGCAGCAGGUUCCGAGGUACACAUGCACCGGAAAAGAACCUGAGUUUCUUUCGGAGGCCAGACAGCGUCUGCGUUAUAGCAUAGCCGGAAGUCACGUUUACACAAGCGGUGCGCGCCCAAGCGGUCCAGACACCGCCGUAAUCUUCGCCAACGAGGAGUUGACGGCCACGGAGUUUGGCGGUCGCGGCAGUACCGGGUGUAGCGGCCGCUGCUACAUCAACGACCAAGAGUACGCGGCGAACGCCGUGUUUGUGCUUCAGGACGGCUGCCUGCGUUGGUCGUGCACGUGUGAUUGUAAUGGGCAGCUGAACUGCACGAAUGUAAUUGGCACUGACUGCACGGGUACGCUCGGGCCCUGGGACCAUACCCAGUGUAAGCCCUGCACUGCGUUCGGAGGUACCCACGCACCCAACCAGUGGUUUACUGCGAACGACACUUGCUACAGGUAUCGAUGUAUGUGCUCCUGUGACGGGACCUUCGAAUGCCCGCCCCGAAUGACCGUUCAAACUUGCGACCGUCCCGACUUGAUCUUUGACCCGGCAAAAAACACGUGCCGGAAAUGCGUCAUCGGUGAAAAUGAAUAUGCAUUCGGAACCAAGUUCCAGCACGUGGACGAUUGCAACCAAUACGAAUGCACGUGCAAAUGUGAUGGCUCGUACAGCUGUCCCGGCUCCACCGCAGUCAGGGUGUGUAGAGCAGGUAGUGGUUCGGGCGGCCGGCCGGUAAGCACCGGAGGCCUCCCGGAAAUUCCAGUGAGCACCGGUGCGGAUUCUGGAAGGACUUUCAUCGCGAUACGGCCGUCUGGUUUCGGACGCUCGUUUUCUGCUGUGGAAUCCGGGGCAAUAGGAGAAACGUACACAUCAACCUAUAAUAGCGGCAGCGUAGCGGCCGGAAGUGAUGGUCGCAGUGGGUUUUUCACCGAAAGUCAGGUUGCAGGUGGCGGGGGCGGUAGCGGUUCCAGUAGUAGUGGAGUCGGAAGUGGGACUUUUCAUGCAAGUGGAAGCGGCGGUGGAUCUUCGACUUUUACAUCCCGUACUCCAAGCCCAAGGGGCGGCAGUUAUGACGGUUACACACGAGAUUCCUCCCAAUCUGGAAGUAGCGGCGGGAGUGUAAUGCACGAUGGAUGCGAAGAAUGCAUAGUCAACGGAGAGGUGCUGAAAGGCGGGCGCGAUUUCACGUUCAGAAAAGAUUGCGUUGAACACCUGUGCGAGUGUUACUGUAAUGGAACGCACUUCUGCGACCCGGCAAAAUCCGUCAAUUUCUGCGAGGAGGACCGUCAAACCGAGGCACUGGGCUGCAAGGUCGGUAACCGCGUCUACAAGACCAAACUCUUCUCCUAUGUAGAGGACUGCAAGAAGCACGUGUGUCGCUGCUAUAGCAACGGGUCACACAUAUGCGACCAAAAGAAAAUGCGUGUGGUUUGCUGAUUUCGGCACGAAAUUCUGAUGCGCUGAUUAGUUUACGGAGAUCUGACGUGCUGAUUUGGGCGCAACAUUUUAGAGUGCGGACAUUGGCGCAACAUUUUAGAGUGCGGACUUUGGCGCUAACAUUUUGAUGUGCAGAUUUCGGAAUUUUCGAACUCCGGAAUGAUGUAAAAAUUGUAUUUUAAUACUAUUUUAAUGUUUUUGAAUCGUGUUAUGUAAACAAUAUAUAUAUACUUCAAAAUAUGGUAAUUAGUGCGCAUUAAGCGGUACUUCAUGAACGCACUAAAGGAAGAGGAAAAGACGACUUUUCAUCAGAUGCAUUUGAGAAUAGUUCAGGAAAAACAUCUCUGGUUGAAAAGAACAAUGUUAUGUUAGUAAGGUAUUUAGUGCGACAAUAAAAUAUAUUUACCAUUUUACGCGUAAGGUAAUUUUCCUAAUUAUAAUAUGUUUAUGUGAGUGUAAACUGCAGUAGAGGCACAUUUUUCUACACACGGUUUUGUUAUUCUUUUAAGAAAAAAACAACAACAACAGAUGCAAUCAUGACUGCUAUGUUUAAAAACGUAUGCGAUAUUCGUAAUAUAAAAAAAUGAAUAUAUUGAAUAAUGAACAACAGUAAAUGUUAUAGAUUAUGUACUAGAUGCAAUAUUGACCCAUGUUCACGAAGGCAUGUAAAGGGAAAGAAAGAAUCAAAUGAACACUUUAAGAAGUUACACUGUUUGUUAUGGACUUCACAAAUCAUAUUUUAAGCAAAUUGUAUUUUCAUACAUGUUUUAAGUGUGGCUUAAAUUCAACAGAUGUAAACGUUGAAUUUAUUACCACAUCACAUUCUCGUCACAUGUUCUGUCAAAUUAAUGAUUGUUUCCGGUUAUGGAAUGUGCAAUACAAUCGUAUUAUUCACAACCAAUUAACAACUAAUGUAAUAAGCGACUCAUUUCUUAAGUUGUGUGUAAAGAUGUUGAUUUGUGAAAAUAUAAUUGUACACUGCUGUGUUGAAUAUAAACUAUAUUGCCAUUUAGAAUCGAUUAGUUUCAUAGUCAGAAUUGUUCAGUAUACGUGAUAAACACAAGACUUGAAAUAAAGAAUUUUCUAUUUA
Messenger RNA from Dreissena polymorpha, 12928 nucleotides. RefSeq lists its product as uncharacterized. The transcript is spliced from 21 exons. The coding region runs from base 133 to 11838 and encodes 3901 amino acids. The record is from RefSeq and is a predicted model, not a curated record. NCBI's taxonomy places the organism in Eukaryota, Metazoa, Mollusca, Bivalvia, Myida, Dreissenidae.